This is a messenger RNA of Tribolium castaneum (red flour beetle), 997 nucleotides long. RefSeq names its product Allatostatin double C (gene AstCC). The record is from RefSeq and is a predicted model, not a curated record. Bases 205 to 612 code for a protein of 135 amino acids. NCBI's taxonomy places the organism in Eukaryota, Metazoa, Arthropoda, Insecta, Coleoptera, Tenebrionidae. The transcript is spliced from 3 exons.
CAACUCCGUACAGUAUACAAUCGUAUUACCACCCUAAACAAGAACGCAACUCUCUCGCACACUUUUCCACACGCGCCAAAACUUAAAACCCUAAAAAUCAGCCACUUUGCGUAACCGCAUUACAAGCUUUCAGACACAAGCCGUUAUAUAUAAUGUUUUAAAGCGAGGGUGAUUGAUAAAGUACAGUCCAUCGUUCACGCCGAUAUGAAUCGAAUAUUGAUGGUCGUUUUGGAGUCUUUUCUUGUGGCCGUUCUGUUCGAAAUGAAAACUGAUGGAUUUCUGAUUGACAGACGCAGUGCAGCCUCUGAAAGGAACUCCGACGAUUAUCCGGAUUACCAACUAGGCGUCAAAUAUGACGAAUAUCCGAUGAUUGUUCCGAAGAAGCGAACCGCCUUAUUGGUAGAUAGAUUAAUGGUGGCGCUCCAGCAGGCGAUAGAGGAGGAGGAGGCUGCAAAUAGGGUUGAUGGACCGCCACUGACCAACUCGUUCCAGUUGAGUCCGGAAGAAGUCCGGAAGAUGGAUCUGCAAAGGAGAGGUCAUGGCAGCAUGUCAGGCCAGCAAAAAGGACGAGUCUAUUGGAGAUGCUAUUUCAACGCUGUUACUUGUUUCUAAUCCCAGUCUUGCAUUGUUUCAAUUUUUGAUUUGGACCGCGGGUGCGCGCCCCUGACGCUCUAAUUUCGUUUAGUCUAGAGUGCACAAUAAUUCAAUUAUCCACUCUAGCGUUAUGCAAUUAUUUAAAUUUCGUCUAAUGCACCUAUUAAUGGCAAUUGGGUCUUGCAAAAAUUGUGUGUUAAUGGGGUAAUGAGGCGGGGGUGCGCACGUUUUGAAAUCGAUACGCUUCGUUGUUCUUGUGUACAAUUUAUUUUUUUAUCACAUUUUUCAAUUAUUGGAAAGUAGUGUUAAUGAUUUGUAAAUAAGUACUGAAUUCAUACAAAGUUUAAGUAAUGUAUACUUGUGUGUAACCGUACUCGAUGUAAAAUAAAGCAAAUACAAACUG